Molecule: messenger RNA, 1016 nt
Organism: Drosophila mojavensis
Lineage: Eukaryota; Metazoa; Arthropoda; Insecta; Diptera; Drosophilidae
Product: microsomal glutathione S-transferase 1
Exons: 2
Coding region: 537-1016 (159 amino acids)
Cellular component (GO): membrane
Source: RefSeq, a predicted model, not a curated record
UUGUUUUUGUCUUUUGUUGUUUGUUAAACGCAACCUUGAUCUUUUAUUUUUGGAUGUGCGAAUUCUAGAACUGUUGUCUGUGUGCAAGUGUGUGUAUGUGUGUGUAUGCGUGCGUGUGAACUGCAACAAUAAACAACAAAAUUUGAUACGAUUUGUAUGCUGGCGACAAUCCAAUCCCCAAUUCAAUCCGAAGAAGGAGACAGAUUGGAUUAAUUGACUGACUGAUGAAUUGACCUAAUUAAUUCAUUGACUAGCUGCCACAAUUUCGCAAGUAAACAAAUGCAAUAAGUGAGGAGGCAAUCAUGAAAAGUUAAAGCAAAUAACUUAUUAAUUUAAUUGUUGCGAUAAAUAAUGCAGGUGAGAACCUGGCAUGGUAUUUAUUCGAUUCUAUAUGGUCUAUUGGGUCAGGUCAGAGCCUUGAUUGUGGCAGAGGCGGGCACAGUGGAGGGCGCGGGACUGUGAACGCCAGCAGCUGUCUUCACCGUUAUGUCGCCUUAAUUAUAACGGCCUAAAAGGGUUUUCAGUUCCAGUCGAAGAUGGAGACCGAAAGCAUGCCCGCAGCUCCCUUGCUGAGCAAAUCGAAUUCGGUUUUUUGCUGUUAUCUAUUUUGGAGUAGUUUGCUCAUACUUAAAAUGCUAUGCAUGUCUCUAUUGACAGCCAGGCAGCGCAUUAAAACCAAAACGUUUGCCAAUCCGGAGGAUUUGCGGGUGGGCCGAUGCACAGAUGUGCGUUUCAACGAUCCCAAUGUGGAGCGAGUGCGUCGCGCUCAUCGCAACGAUUUGGAGAAUGUGCUGCCCUUUUUGCUAAUGACCCUAGCCUAUGUGGCCUGCGGCCCCCACCCAUUGACCGCCAAGCUGCUGAUACGCAUUGGAGCCAGCGCUCGACUGUUGCACACGAUUUUCUAUGCUGUGCUGCCGCUGCCGCAGCCGACACGAGCGAUCUGCUUCUUCAUCACGUUUAGCAUUAUGUGCUUCGAGGCGGUCUAUGUGCUCAUCUGUUCCAUCAAAUAUAUCUAA